UGACCCUCUAAUAAAUCACUGCCCCACCUUUCAUAUCAAUCACAUCAUCUCCCCCAACUCUCUCUGUCUCAUUCUCAGUCUCAGUCUUAGUCUCAUGGUUUGCUUUGCUCUCUCUCUUUCUCUACUCUUCUUUCUAAAACCACCCAAAGCAACACCUACUACCACCACCAUAACUCUCCUCCACAAUGUUUUUCACUUUCAUUUCUUUGUUUUCUCUCUUUCUUUUAAUUUCUGUUCAAUCUGCUCAUGCAACAAAUAAUGGGAUGCUUCCUUCAGAAUCUGAAACCCUUUUCAAGAUUAUGGAUUCUAUGUCCUCUGAUCAGUCUUGGAGAGUCUCUUCCCCUGACCCAUGUAAGCCUGGUUCUAGUUGGCCUGGGAUUGAAUGCAGAUUAGGGUUAGAUAAUCAUUUCCAUGUCUCUAGGCUUGAUUUUGGUACUCAUCCAAACCCAACAUGUAAACCCACUGCUAAAUUUCCCAAUCAAAUAUUUUCUCUUCCUUUUCUUCAAUCUGUUUUUUUCUUAAACUGCUUCACUCACACAAAAACUUCUCUCUCUGUUCCACUAAAUAUUAAACUUUCUAAUUCUUCUCUGCAACAACUCAGCCUUAGAUCAAAUUCUGCUCUUGUUGGUCCAAUCCCAUCUCAAUUUUCCUUUUUAAAGUCCUUUCAAGUCCUUACAUUGUCACAAAAUCAACUUUCUGGGUCUAUUCCUGUUGGAAUUUUCAGCUUGGGAUCUUUAGUACAUCUUGAUUUGAGUUAUAAUAUGCUUACAGGUACUAUACCGUUUGAAUUGGGCAACCUUAAAAACCUUGUGGUUCUUGAUUUAAGCUAUAAUGCACUUACUGGUGUAGUUCCAACCUCAAUUGGUCAAUUGGGUGUGCUUCAAAAACUUGAUUUGAGUUCAAAUUCCCUAAUGGGUCAUAUUCCUGAUAGCAUCGAGAAACUUAGUUCAUUGGCUUUCAUUGCUUUAAGUAACAACAAACUUAACGGUAAUCUUCCAACAGGAUUGUCAAAGUUACAAAAUUUGCAGUAUUUUAUCAUGGAUGACAAUCCAAUGAAUAUUCCUUUGCCAGUAGAAUUUGGUAAGUUAGUGAAACUACAAGAACUGAGGCUAGCCAAUUCUGGGUAUUUAGGCACUAUACCAACAAGCUUUUCACUGUUGAGUAACUUAACCACUUUGUCUCUUCAAAACAACAGAUUGAUAGGUGAAAUUCCGGUUGGUUUUGGCAGUCUCUCUCAUAUAUAUCAUUUGAAUCUUAGCAGAAAUUUGUUGGGUGGAAUUGUGCCUUUCAAUACAAGUUUCUUGAAGAGGUUAGGAAGAAAUUUGGAUCUAAGUGGUAACCCAGGCCUCUGUUUAAGUCCAAAUGAAGCAUAUAACGUCAAGAUUGGAGUUGGAGUUAGUGUAUGUGGUACAAGCAAGAAUGGCUCCUUGAUCAAGAAAUCUCAAGCUUCUCAUGGGUUCUCCAAACCAUUCUUUAUAUUUAGUGGUUUGAUGUUUCUUGGAUUGAAUUACAUAAUUUUUUUAGUAUAAUAUUAAUCUAUUUUCUUUUAAUUAACUUCUCUUGGUUUAAUUUUUAGCUUCUUAGUGUUCGAUCUUGUAAUUCAUGUAAAAAUUAGUAAUGCUAUUUGAUAGAAAUUUGAUAA
Molecule: messenger RNA, 1642 nt
Organism: Jatropha curcas
Lineage: Eukaryota; Viridiplantae; Streptophyta; Magnoliopsida; Malpighiales; Euphorbiaceae
Gene: RLP29
Product: receptor like protein 29
Molecular function (GO): protein binding
Source: RefSeq, a predicted model, not a curated record